AUGGGCUCGACUUCCCCCUCUCAAUGGCAUGUGUGGUCCCCUCAUGUAAGACAGGGAUAUGUUGCUCAACUGGGCAACCUGACCCUGGUGGGGGGCACAUACCAGAGCUCCUAUAGGUCUGUACACAGAGGACUGCAGCGACCACUCCAGUUCCUAGAACAGAGGAGGUGUCCGCGGGAAGGGAGGGCGACCCUGGCCCCCGGCCAACGGGCCAUGGACACAACAACAUAUAUCACCACAGGGAGCAAAGGAGGAGAUGGUGCCGAGACAGCAGCAGAGAGGCACAGAGGAGGCGCAAGACAUGCAACACAGAGAGGCACAGAGGAGGCGCAACACAGAGAGGCACAGAGGAGGCGCAAGACAUGCAACACAGAGAGGCACAGAGGAGGCGCGACACAGAGAGGCACAGAAGAGGCGCAAGACAUGCAACACAGAGAGGCACAGAGGAGGCGCAAGACAUGCAACACAGAGAGGCACAGAGGAGGCGCAAGACAUGCAACACAGAGAGGCACAGAGGAGGCGCAAGACAUGCAACACAGAGAGGCACAGAGGAGGCGCAACACAUGCAACACAGAGAGGCACAGAGGAGGCGCGAGACAUGCAACACAGAGAGGCACAGAGGAGGCGCAAGACAUGCAACACAGAGAGGCACAGAGGAGGCGCAAGACAUGCAACACAGAGAGGCACAGAGGAGGCGCAAGACAUGCAACACAGAGAGGCACAGAGGAGGCGCAACACAUGCAACACAGAGAGGCACAGAGGAGGCGCGAGACAUGCAACACAGAGAGGCACAGAGGAGGCGCGAGACAUGCAACACAGAGGAGGCGCAACACUGAGAGGCACAGAGGAGGCCACUGGACCGUGUUCACAGAAGUGUCUGAGGUCUUCAUCCUGGUUCCUGCUCUGCUCGGUCUGAAGGGAAACCUGGAGAUGACUCUGGCUUCUCGACUUUCCACCGCGGCAAACAUCGGACUCAUGGACACCACCAAAGACAUGUGGAAGAUGAUCAUGGGCAACCUGGCUCUGAUUCAGGUCCAGGCCACGGUGGUGGGCUUCCUGGCGUCCAUCGCGGCGGUGAUCUUUGGCUGGAUCCCAGAGGGCCACUUCAGACUGGGCCACGCCGUGCUGCUCUGUGCCUCCAGCGUCGCCACGGCUUUUAUCGCCUCUUUGCUGCUCGGUCUCAUCAUGAUCGGCGUCAUCAUCGCGGCCCGGAAAGUUGGCAUAAACCCGGACAAUGUGGCUACACCCAUCGCCGCCAGUUUGGGAGAUCUGAUCACGCUCUCGCUGCUCGCUGGGAUCUCCACGGGACUGUACAAGGAGCUAGAGUUUAACGACUACGCCAACCCGCUGGUGUGUGCGGCGUUCGUGGCCAUGUGUCCUCUGUGGAUCUUCAUCGCCCGAAAGAUCCCGUCCACCAGAGAAGUGCUGUACUCCGGCUGGGAGCCCGUCAUCAUCGCCAUGGCAAUCAGCAGUGUUGGGGGUCUGAUUCUGGACAAAACUGUGACUAAUCCAAACUUUGCCGGGAUGGCGGUUUUCACACCAGUUAUCAACGGUGUGGGGGGUAACCUCGUCGCCGUCCAGGCCAGUCGCAUCUCCACGUUCCUCCACAUGAACUCGUUACCGAUGGGCGACCCAAGCCCCGCCCCCAGGAAGUGCCCCACCCCCUGCACCUCCUUCCUCAGCUCCACCGUGAACUCGCGGUCGGCUCGGGUGCUCUUCCUCCUGGUGGCUCCGGGACACCUGGUCUUCCUCUACACCAUCAACUCUCUGAGGGGGGGCCACACCACGCUCACCCCCAUCUUCAUCUCCUUCUAUCUGGCCGCUGCUCUGCUACAGUACUUUGUCCUGCUCUUGUGCAUCUUCCUCCUGGAGGUUCUGGCUGGAGUCCUGGCUUACAUCUACUACCAACAGUUGAACGAGGAGCUGAAGCUGAGUCUGAGAGACACCAUGAUCCAGAAAUACCAGAAGAGCAACCAGGAGCACGUGACCAGAGCAGUGGACAAGCUGCAGCAGGAGUCUCACAGCGCCUCCUCAGGCAUGUCCUCACUGUCACAGCGCCUCCUCAGGCAUGUCCUCAGUGUCACAGCGCCUCCUCAGGCAUGUCCUCAGUGUCACAGCGCCUCCUCAGGCAUGUCCUCAGUCUCACAGCGCCUCCUCAGCCAUGUCCUCAGUCUCACAGCGCCUCCUCAGGCAUGUCCUCAGUGUCACAGCGUCUCCUCAGGCAUGUCCUCAGUCUCACAGCGCCUCCUCAGGCAUGUCCUCAGUCUACCAGCGCCUCCUCAGGCAUGUCCUCAGUCUCACAGCGCCUCCUCAGGCAUGUCCUCAGUGUCACAGCGUCUCCUCAGGCAUGUUCCUCAGUCUCACAGCGCCUCCUCAGGCAUGUCCUCAGUCUCACAGCGCCUCCUCAGGCAUGUCCUCAGUGUCACAGCGCCUCCUCAGGCAUGUCCUCAGUCUCACAGCGCCUCCUCAGGCAUGUCCUCAGUGUCACAGCGCCUCCUCAGGCAUGUCCUCAGUCUCACAGCGCCUCCUCAGGCAUGUCCUCAGUGUCACAGCGCCUCCUCAGGCAUGUCCUCAGUGUCACAGCGCCUCCUCAGGCAUGUCCUCAGUGUCACAGCGCCUCCUCAGGCAUGUCCUCAGUGUCACAGCGCCUCCUCAGGCAUGUCCUCAGUGUCACAGCGCCUCCUCAGGCAUGUCCUCAGUCUCACAGCGCCUCCUCAGGCAUGUCCUCAGUGUCACAGCGUCUCCUCAGGCAUGUCCUCAGUCUCACAGCGCCUCCUCAGGCAUGUCCUCAGUGUCACAGCGCCUCCUCAGGCAUGUCCUCAGUCUCACAGCGCCUCCUCAGGCAUGUCCUCAGUGUCACAGCGCCUCCUCAGGCAUGUCCUCAGUGUCACAGCGCCUCCUCAGGCAUGUCCUCAGUGUCACAGCGCCUCCUCAGGCAUGUCCUCAGUGUCACAGCGCCUCCUCAGGCAUGUCCUCAGUGUCACAGCGCCUCCUCAGGCAUGUCCUCAGUGUCACAGCGCCUCCUCAGGCAUGUCCUCAGUCUCACAGCGCCUCCUCAGGCAUGUCCUCAGUCUCACAGCGCCUCCUCAGGCAUGUCCUCAGUCUCACAGCGCCUCCUCAGGCAUGUCCUCAGUCUCACAGCGCCUCCUCAGGCAUGUCCUCAGUGUCACAGCGCCUCCUCAGGCAUGUCCUCAGUGUCACAGCGCCUCCUCAGGCAUGUCCUCAGUGUCACAGCGCCUCCUCAGGCAUGUCCUCAGUCUCACAGCGCCUCCUCAGGCAUGUCCUCAGUCUCACAGCGCCUCCUCAGGCAUGUCCUCAGUCUCACAGCGCCUCCUCAGGCAUGUCCUCAGUCUCACAGCGCCUCCUCAGGCCUGGGGAGAAGUGCAUCUUUUAGUUCCAGUCACUUUACUUGUUUUCCUUUUCCAGUUCAAAUGCUGCGGCAGCAACAGUUCCUCAGACUGGGCGGCCAGCGAGUGGAUCCGCUCCCAGGCCGGCCAGGGCAGGCUGGUCCCAGACAGCUGCUGUAAGACCCCCACCCCCAUGUGCGGAGAGAGAGACCACCCCUCCAACAUCUACAAGGUGGAGGUGAUCAUCCUGCUGUACCUGGCCGACUGGAUGGUGCACUGGAUGUGGGGCCGUGGGAUGGACCCCGACAACUUCUCCAUUCCGUACCUCACGGCUCUGGGGGACCUCCUGGGGACCGGCUUCUUGGCGCUUUGCUUCCACGUGCGCUUCUUCCUCGGAGACAAGGAUAGCAACGUUGGGAACUGA
Molecule: messenger RNA, 3771 nt
Organism: Knipowitschia caucasica
Lineage: Eukaryota; Metazoa; Chordata; Actinopteri; Gobiiformes; Gobiidae
Source: the annotation of a GenBank genome assembly